AUGUGCAGCUCUGGGAGACUUGGAUUUCUGUCCAUGGACAGCACCGAAGGAUGGUGCAUAUACGAUGACAUGCUGGUCGAGCCUUUUAAGGCCCGUGGGUGGGCUGUAACACCACGCAUCCCGUGGCGACGGUUUCGUGAGCACGAUUGGUCUCAGUAUGAUAUUGUGGUGGUAAGGAGUACCUGGGACUAUCAGGAUGACCUGACGCUUUUCCAUGCCGCGUUGGAUCACAUUGCAUCGAAGUGUGCUGUGGAAAACAGUGUCGCCCUGAUGAAGUGGAACAGUUCGAAGCUGUACCUAAAAGAGAUGGCAAACCACGGCUGUCCGAUUUUACCAACUGCCUUCGUUGUGCCUGGCGAUGUCCCCUCAGUGGCGGUAGGCAGGGCCCUCGAGACCUUCGAGGAGGUGGUCAUCAAGCCGGCAGUGGGCGCGAGCAGCUUCGACACAUUCCGGAUCAAACGUGGGGAGCUUGAGGCCCCCUACAUCUUUGUAGAAGAUCCGACGGUGGUAGAGCUCCGUGGGCGCGAGACGCAGCUUGUCACGAAGGAGUUCGCCACCCAAUCUGCAUUCAUCGAUGAGCUGUUCUCCGACGUCCCGUGUCUCGUGCAGCCGUUUGUAUCCGAGAUCAUGUCGGAAGGUGAGUAUAGCCUGUUCUACUUUUGUGGGGCCCUUAGCCAUGCGAUGCACAAGCUGCCCAAGGCAGGAGACUAUCGAUCUCAAGAAGACUACGGCGCAGUGCACCACAGAGUGGACAUUGACUCACUUCCGACCGGUGUGUGCGAGUGCGCAUCUCGGGCCAUUCAGGCAUUGCCGCUCGACCAGCCACCUCUAUACAGCCGCAUGGACGUGGUCGUCCUGCCAAACAGCAUCAUGGAGCCUUUGGCACGUGAGGGUUCUUCAACCCACUUCACCGUAGCCGAGGGGAACUCAGAGCCGACGGGCUAUGCACUCAUGGAGGCAGAGCUGAUCGAGCCAUCGCUUUACUUUAACAUUGCCUCGGAAGGCAUUGCAAACUUCAUCGAGGAGUUCUGCAAACGCCAUGGCGGCUAG
Symbiodinium sp. CCMP2456 is the source of this 1050-nucleotide messenger RNA. Lineage: Eukaryota; Dinophyceae; Suessiales; Symbiodiniaceae. The record is from the annotation of a GenBank genome assembly.